UGAUCUUGUUGACCCCUGGGAUGAAGCAGGGGGAUCAGUUAGAGAGGGGCUACUGUGCAUACAUCCUACUUACAUAUAAGCUCAUCCUGGUUGUCACUAAUAGUGGUCAACAGUGUGGUCAAGAAGAAGAAGAAGAAGAACCAAAGACCUGGAUCAGAACUGAAUCAAAGAGAAUGUGGUUGCAAGGAACUUGAAGAAAGAAAAACAACCAAGCCAUGUCCGUCAAGCAGUUCGACUAUGCGAUCAACCAUCAACAGCAGAAGAAGUCAUCCCUCGAUACUCAACCUCAAACAUCUACUAUCCUACAAUCAGACCCUGACCAUCUCCAUCAUCCAAAUCAUUCCGACUCACUCAAAUCGAUCACCACGAAACUCGAUAACACUCGAUCUCAGUCAACCCUCGACCCAAUCAAAACUGACAUCGACAAGCCAUCAGCAAUCACCCAAGAAAUCACAUCAGCGAUUCUAACGGAUGGAACGAACCCAGAAGAACUGCCGUUACUGGACCACACAGCAGGACAAGACAACCUAAACCAACUGCUCGAGUCAAUUCCUGGUCAACUGAAUGAAUCACCACUCACCAACAAAAUACCUGAUUGGUACAAGAUCGGAUGGGCCGCUCAGAUCGAGCAUGUCGAUCUAUCAUCCAAAUCUGAUCAGGACGAGGCUAAACAUUUGGACCUAAUCGAAACCUUCCUGAGUGAAGUCUAUUACGGAACCUGGUUUCAUAAUGCAGCUGUCAUCUUCUUUGCUGUUGCUGCUUCCCAUUAUAUCACCCUCUUUGGCGGAGGAUGGGCUUCAUUAAUUAUCAUCCUUGCUAUUUGUGCCACAUACUAUACAACCAGUAUCCGUAGAGUAAGGAAGAACGUGCGCGGUGAUGUCUCGAGAGAGCUGGCCAAACAGAGGCUAUUCCAAGACCAUGAAACCGUCGAUUGGCUAAACAAUUUCCUGAACCGAUUCUGGCUGAUCUAUGAACCUGUAUUAUCGGCUACCAUUGUCGCCUCAGUCGACCAAAUUUUAGUAGCUUCAACUCCCUCAUUCCUGGAAUCUAUUCGAAUGUCCACAUUCACAUUAGGCUCCAAAGCACCACGAAUAGAUUUCAUAAGGUCCCAUCCAGAGACAGAGAACGAUGUGGUAGUCAUGGAUUGGAAAUUCGAUUUCACUCCUAAUGAUGUCUCCGAUUUGACUGCUAAAGCCGCCGCUGGAAAGAUCAAUCCUAAAAUCGUACUCACUAUUCGUUUUGGAAAAGGCGUCAUCGGCGCUGCUAAAGAUAUAGUCGUAGAGAAUAUCUCGUUUACUGGAACAAUCAGGAUCCGAAUUAAACUGAUGAAUAAUUUCCCACAUCUACAAUUGAUUGACCUAUCAUUUCUUGAAAAGCCCGAGUUCGAUUUCAUUCUAAAGCCAAUCGGUUUUGACUUGAACAUGAUACCCGGUCUAUCUGGAUUUAUAGAAUCUCAAGUCCAUGCCUCCCUAGGCCCGAUGAUGUACGACCCCAACGUUUUCACCCUGAAUCUUGAGCAGAUGUUGGCUGGCGCCCUGGUAGACUCGGCGGUUGGUCUCCUGCAGAUCGCUAUUGCUAGCGCUCAAGGCUUGAAGGCUGUCAAGAUUGGUGGUGGUACACCUGAUCCCUACGUCACGUUUUCCAUUGGGGCCCGUCUGAACCUCGACCGUACCAAAGUCAAACAUAGUACACAGAGUCCAAAUUGGAAAAGCGUUCAUUUCCUUUUAAUUCAUUCACUGAAUGAAAUAUUGACGAUGGAGAUUAUGGAUUAUAACGAGGUCAGGAAGGAUACCUCUCUCGGUACUGCGAGUGUGGACCUUCAGACGCUCGUGACCGAACCUGAACAAGAAGGUUUAAUGGUCCCAAUCAUGUACCAAGGCAAACCGCGGGGCGAGAUCAGACUGAGCAUGGUAUAUCAUCCUUGUUUGGUACCCAAGCAACUCGAAAAUGGAGAAACAGAACCCGUACCGGAAACAUCGGCCGGGGUUACACGUCUAGUACUACAUCAGGCCAAAGAACUAGACUACAAGCGCACAGGGACUAGCAACUUGUCACCGUACGCGAAGAUCUAUCUUAACGGAAAGGAGAUCCUCAAGACUCCGGUGAUCAAGCGAACCAACAAUCCAGUCUAUGAAGCGUUUACCGAGGUGCUGAUCUCCUCCAAACCUGAUGCGGUCUUCACAAUCAAUAUGUUUGAUGAUCGUCAUGGAGACGAUCCCAAGAUUGGUUCGGUGAACGUGAAGUUGCCCGACUUGCUUGAGCUCACUUCGGGAGAACAGAAGCUCGACUGGUUCCCCCUGGUCGGCGCUAAAUCCGGAAAACUGAGGAUCUCGGCCAUCUGGAAAGGUAUCAUGAUGGCCGGCGCUAUCAAUGGCGCUAGCGCUUACACCCCUCCCAUCGGGAUCUUGAGGUUCCAUUUCGAUCGAGCUGAAGAUCUAAAGAACGUCGAGGCCUUGACCGGUGGAAAGAGCGACCCUUAUGUCAGAGUGAUGAGAUCCGGGAUCGUCUUAUCCAGAUCUCAGAUUCAUAAUAAUGAUCUGGAUCCCGUAUUCGAUGAGAUCAUUUAUGUGCCCGUUCACAGCCUCAAGGAUUCAUUUCGAUUAGAAGUGAUGGAUUAUCAGCACCUCACCAAAGACCGAUCUCUAGGGCAUAUCGAUUUAGAGACGUCCAAGUUGGUCGAGAUAAACAAAGAGGAAGGAACGAACGGCUAUAAAUCAACAGGUAAACAUCAGUAUUCAGAGUACUUGAAGCAAGAGGGAAAGAAAGCACUCGUGAAGGGGAAGAUGAACUUCACGGUCGAGUUCCAUGCUUGUAAACCGAUCAAAUUCAAUCGGUUUGACACACCACCUUCGGAUGUCGAUAAGAUGAAGACGGGCCAACAAUCUGAUAAGCUGUCGAUGUUGACUAGCUCGGACAGUCAAUCGAUCACUUUAAUCAAUCCUGAAGGAAGUGGACUAGUCAAUGGGAACAGCGUGAAUGGGAAGGAAUCGCUCGAGAUGCUCGAUGGACGACCUGCUAGUAAAUCCACCCAGGCAGGAUACGACGCCUCCUCAAUCGACGGAAGUCCGAGAGCUAAGCGAUUAGACGCAGUCACGCUUUCUCAUCAACAUGCCAAACCGAGCAUCGACUCCUUCGGCUCUCAUUCUCGUCACCUUCGUGACGAGAAGAAUUCCGGCCCGCCGUUAGUCGAGUUGUCCAAAGAUGAACUACUCACCCAUCAAUCUGGUAUCUUGGUCUUUAAUAUCAUCGGCGGCGUGAUUGCUAAGAAAAAUGCUCGAUUGGAGUUCUUGUUUGAUGAUGGAUAUUGGCCUUCAUAUUCGACUGAACCAUCGAAAUCAACACAUCCUAAAUGGGACGAAACCGGCGAAAGUUUCAUCCGAGAAUUAGAUUGGUCGAGGUGUAUCUUGAAGCUAAAUGUGGCAGAUAAAGAUACUCGAGAGGAAGUGUAUGCUGAAUACACGAGUGACUUGAAGGACUUUUUGAACGAUUGUCUGGAUGGUCCUCAUGAUUUCGUCUUGCAAGACCUGGAAGGCGGUAAUCGAAGUACGAUUUCAAUUCAAUGUCGAUACAUACCCGUUCCGAUCACUCUAGAGCCUAGAGAAAGCAUCAACAAUAUGGGACUAUUAACUGUGUUGCUGGACCAUGGUAAGGACCUGAUGGCCGCCGAUCGCAACGGCUAUUCGGAUCCUUAUGCUCAGUUCGUCUUGAAUGGCGCUAAGGUUUUCAAGAGUAGCGUCCAAAAGAAAACCCUCAAUCCCAAAUGGACUGAAAGAUUUGAUGUUGAAAUUCCAUCAAGAGCAAGUGCCGAGUUCUAUGUUCAUGUGUAUGAUUGGGAUAGAGUUGGGGCCAGUGAUAAGCUUGGUCAAGCCCGAAUUGAUUUAUCGAAUCUCGAGCCGAUGGUCCAAACGACGGUGAUCGCCAAUCUGAGCCUAAGUGACAACAAGCAAAAGGGACAAGUCCAGUUCCGGAUGACGUUCAGACCGCAUUUCAUCAGUCGUAGUCGACAGGCGACCUCGAACUUUACGGGUGGAUUUGGACGAGUGGCCACCGGGUUAGGCGGGACCGUGCUUUCGGCCGGAGCGGGUGUCGGACUCGGGGCUGCCAAAGGGGUCGGAACGGUCGGAGGAGGGGUGAUCAAAGGGGUUGGAGGGGUCGGGAAGCUUGGCUAUGCGGGCAUCCGGCGGGCAACCGGAAUGGGGAACAAACGGGCGAGCGUGGUAGAGGAGACGGUUCCGAGAGUUCCGGUGCUUGACUCAGAUUUGAGUCUCCCUCCGACAGCUUCUGCCAAUGACUCCCGAAAGAGGAUCCAAUCGAACGAUCUUGCAGCCGGCCAAGCCACCCAUUCGACGCCACCGAAGGCGAAUCUUUUAACGGAUGACUUCAAGUUGAACAUUGUGGUGAUGGGCUUGGUUGGGAUGGAGAAUCCAGGUGGGAAGAUGUAUGUUCAGGUGAAACGGAAUGGGAAGGCGGUCCAUGAUACCAAGGUGAUCCGAGCUUCGCCGACGACGGGGCUAGAGUGGAAUGAGAUCUGCACCUUGGAUGCUAAGCUUGGAGUGGAGAGCGAGCUGGAGUUAGUGGUGUGUGAGAAGCGGAAGUUAGGGAAGGAUCGAGAGAUGGGGAGUGUGCGACUCAAGCUCUGGGAGACUGUGCAUCCGGACCAAGGUCGAUUCGAGGCGGAGAUAGAUCAAGCCUUGGAGGAGUCCGGCGGGGAUCCAUCGGCUGGUUCGGCGAACUCUGCGGCUGGCCAUCUCCGGUUCAAACUCUCGAUCAUCGAUGCUAGCUCGUCGACUAAUGUGGGCAAAGAGAUCUAUAACCAUACUCGUCGAAGCAUCUCAGCUGGAAACCACACCUUCGGCAAUCUGUUCGGUAGCCAUUCUAAUCAUCAUCAUCAUCAUCAAUCUAAAGCGCAGAUCGAAGAUCAACAAGCUUCCAGCGUCGCCGCUUCGUCGGCCCAAAACGAGCUCUUCCUGAACCAUGAUCCCAACCCUUCCCCGGCUAAACCGCCCUCGGUCUUUGGCGGGAGAUCCCAGAGAUCGGUCAGUGGCGCUGGCGCAAGUCGGUUCUCUCUUCAUCGGCUUCGUUGAUCCUUCGUUUUCCCCUUUGCUUUCUCUUCUUUUGGCUCUCUUUGGUUUGGUCUUAAGCAUUCUGUAUAUUUCUCUCUCUUUCUUCUACUUGCUCCCCCCCCCUUUUUUUUUUUUUGUUGGCCGUGUGUGUAUCCCUAUACUCUUCUUUUUCAAACUUCAGAUCAAUCGGUCCAAAAACUAUCUUCGUAUUUGAAAAUUACGUUUCUUUCUCUUUUAUUCCUUCAUCCUAUUUAUCUGUUCAUUUCCUAGUCUUGCUUUUUUGGGGGGGGCGCGCGAGGGAGGGUUACUUAUGACUUUGAUAAUCAUUAAUCAAAUUUAAAAAAAAUUUUUUGUCUCUUUGAAUAUCUUCAAUCAUAGUUUAUAACGCAUUCAGUUCUUUUGUUUUUUCGUGAUUUAUGGGUUAUGAAUAGAUGAUUAUUUGAUGAAUGAUGGAUAAGAAAGAAAGAAGCAAUGAAACUAACUCAUGAC
Puccinia graminis f. sp. tritici CRL 75-36-700-3 is the source of this 5552-nucleotide messenger RNA. RefSeq lists its product as uncharacterized. Bases 216 to 5084 code for a protein of 1622 amino acids. Lineage: Eukaryota; Fungi; Basidiomycota; Pucciniomycetes; Pucciniales; Pucciniaceae. Gene Ontology annotation, molecular function: lipid binding. The transcript is spliced from 18 exons. The record is from RefSeq and is a predicted model, not a curated record.